This is a messenger RNA of Ixodes scapularis (black-legged tick), 768 nucleotides long. Its product is annotated as lysosomal-associated transmembrane protein 4A-like. The coding region runs from base 95 to 694 and encodes 199 amino acids. The record is from RefSeq and is a predicted model, not a curated record. The transcript has 6 exons. Lineage: Eukaryota; Metazoa; Arthropoda; Arachnida; Ixodida; Ixodidae.
GAAUCUUCCAGUCGUACGGAUCCAAGCGCGACCCGAGAAACCGUUUUCACGAGUUUGUUUUCGACGAAGAAUUGUCUGCCGCUCACCUACGAUCAUGGCGUACCUCACGCACUGCUGCGGUUGCAUGACAGUUCGAACUGGAACAAUGGUGUUGGCCAUCUUAAAUAUGAUCGGGAGUGCAACUUCGCUGGCUGCCGCUUCGGUCCUCGCCGGGUUCCUCAAGUCGACUGCGAACAUCCAUGCAAACGAGCCGUCGCUGUACCGCGCGGCUAUGGCUGCGUUCGCUCUACUCGUCCUGCUAGCCAUCAUCUCCAGCGUCGUGUUCAUUGCUGCCUGCCUGUGCCUAUGGGGGGUACGCAGGGAUAAUCGUCUCUGCGUCUUGCCUUUCCUGAUAUGUCAACUCGUGGACUUGGUGUUCCGAGCGAUCCUUGUCAUCUUCCUGAUCGCAGUUCUCGCAACCACCGCCAUGUUGUGGUCUCCCGGAACCCUCACUUCGCUCGUGGUGUCCAUGCUUCUUGAAAUCUACUUCCUCUGGGUAGUUGUGUCCUACUACAAGCAACUGGAGUUUGCCGAGAGAAACCCAGGCGUUGGCACGAUGCCUGCCGCUCAAGUUGUGCCUCCUAUGACUUACGUGCCACCUCCCAGUGCCCCGCCUUCGGCUCCGGGAGUGCGCAAUUCAGGAUACGUUGUGUGAAGAAGCUCAUGUCUGCUCCUCGUGUUCUUGCUUUCUUUUUACCCUUUCGUUGAAGUAGGUGCGACUGGUUUACC